Messenger RNA from Vespula pensylvanica (western yellowjacket), 1425 nucleotides. RefSeq lists its product as uncharacterized. Bases 5 to 1318 code for a protein of 437 amino acids. The transcript has 10 exons. Gene Ontology annotation, biological process: glutathione metabolic process. Gene Ontology annotation, molecular function: glutathione transferase activity. The record is from RefSeq and is a predicted model, not a curated record. NCBI's taxonomy places the organism in Eukaryota, Metazoa, Arthropoda, Insecta, Hymenoptera, Vespidae.
AAGUAUGUCUUUGGAUUUGUAUUAUUUACCAAUGAGUGCUCCCUGUCGAGCUGUUUUAUUAACAGCCGAAGCAAUCGGUUUGUCACUAAAUUUAAAGGAAAUCGAUUUGUUCUCUGGCGAACAACUCAAACCGGAAUACGAAGAGAUAAAUCCUCAAAGGACAAUACCUUUUCUCGUUGACGGUGAUUACAAACUCUCGGAAAGUCGUGCGAUCAUGUGUUAUCUGGUAGACCAGUAUGGUAAAAAUGAGAGGCUCUAUCCGCAAAAUCCGGUGUCACGUGCUUUGGUUAAUCAAAAAUUAUACUUCGACAUUGGGACACUUUACAAAAAUCUCAGUUCUUACUUCUAUCCUGUGGUGUUCGGUGAUGCUGAGAGUUACGAUGAGGAAAAAUACGAAAAGCUGAAAGAUUCUUUCGAUCUAUUGGAGAAAUUCCUGGAGGAUCAAGAUUACGUAGUUGGUCGUAGUUUAACGAUCGCCGAUUUGACAUUGGCAUCGUCCGUAUCUACUGCAGAGGCGCUUGGUUUCGAAGUCUUCAGAUAUAAAAACGUCUCCAAGUGGAUGGACAGAAUUAAGAGCUCGGCUCCUGGAUAUCGAAAGGUGAACGGGGAAGGUCUUGAAAUAUUAAAAAAGUUUGUGGCUGAUAGGACGUCUCAGAGAAAGAAAAUGCCGGUUGAUCUUUAUCAAACAGUUGGAAGUGCACCAUGCUCUGCCGUUCGUUUAACGGCAGCUGCUGUUGGUGUCAGCUUGAAUUUGAAAGAUACUAAUUUAAUGGUUGGUGAACAUCUCAAGCCAGAAUUUCUUAAGAUGAAUCCUCAACAUACUAUACCUACCAUCAAUGACAAUGGUUUUUACUUAUGGGAAAGUCGUGCAAUUAUGGGAUAUCUCGUCGAUCAGUAUGGUAAAAAUGAUUCAUUGUAUCCAAAAGAUGCAAAGAAACGGGCUGUUGUUAAUCAAAGAUUGUUUUUCGAUGCAAACGUUUUGUAUCAGUCGUUUGCUGAUUAUUACUAUCCAAUGAUCUUCGCUGGUGCACCUAAGGAUCUAACAAAAUUCGAGAAGAUUGAAAAGGCUCUCGAAUUCCUUGAUAAAUUUUUAGAGAAUGAAAACUACGUUGCUGGUAAAAAUAUGACGAUAGCCGAUCAUUCUAUCACUACCACCAUUUCUAAUUUUGAGCUGAUGGAUUAUGAUCUUAGCAAAUUUACGAAUAUUACUAAAUGGUAUAAGCGCAUGAAGUCUGAAAUUGUUAAAUACGAUGAAAUUCGUGUUGAGAGUAUAAAAGCUUUCAAAGCUUUGAUGGAUACUCUCAGUAAGAAGAAGUAAAUUUUUUACCGGAGUAUGGGAUACAUGGAAAAACUAAGUUUUAUAUAUAUAUAUAUAUACGUGAUAUAUAUAAUAAUAUAAAAAUAUAUAUAUAUAAUAAGUAUAUA